AGUAGAGUACAGUUCACACCGUUUCUCAUCUCUCUACGACCGGCGUGCGUCGGCCUUCUCUCUGCUCUCACCGCUCUUCUUUUUCGUCGGCUCCCCCCUUUCCCGCUGGGACGACGUGCCCAAACGCGGAAACUUUCCCUCUCGUCUUCCUCGCCGUCGCCGGCAGGAAGCGGAGGAUCUACUCAAACUCCGGGAAAUGGAGCCUUCCCUUAUUCCUAAGCUGCUCCUCCUCUUGCUCGCGCUGUCGGCGCUCGCCCCCGGCCGGGCGGCCGCCACCGGCGUCUUCCAGGUGCGCCGCAAGUUCCCGCGCCACCAGGGCGCAGGUCCCGGCGGGGACGAGCACCUGGCAGCCCUCCGGGAGCACGACGGCCGCCGCCACGGCCGCCUCCUCAGCGCCGUCGACCUGCCCCUCGGCGGCAACGGACUCCCCACCGAGACAGGGCUCUACUUCACGGAGAUUGGGAUCGGCACGCCGGCCAAGAGCUUCUACGUGCAGGUGGACACCGGCAGCGACCUGCUCUGGGUCAACUGCGUCUCCUGCGACACCUGCCCCCGCAAGAGUGGCCUCGGGAUUGAGCUCACGCUCUACGACCCGGCGGGAUCGGGGAGCCACAGCGGGGUGACGUGCGGCCAGGACUUCUGCGUGAUUGCCAACGGCGGCGUGCCCCCCACCUGCCCCUCCGCCUCCUCGCCCUGCGGCUACAGCAUCGCAUACGGGGACGGAAGCUCCACCACCGGAUUCUUUGUCACCGACACCUUGCACUACAACCAGGUGUCUGGCAAUGCCCAGACCGCCUUGGCCAAUACAAGCAUCACGUUUGGGUGCGGGGCUAAGAUUGGUGGGGAUCUGGGCUCCUCAAACCAGGCCCUUGACGGGAUUCUUGGCUUUGGCCAGGCUAAUUCCUCCAUGCUGUCGCAGCUCGCCAAUGCAGGAAAAGUCACCAAGAUCUUCGCGCAUUGCUUGGACACCGUGAAUGGUGGGGGGAUUUUCGCUAUUGGGAAUGUCGUGCAGCCCAAAGUGAAGACCACGCCGUUGGUGGCCGGCAUGCCGCAUUACAAUGUCAACUUGAAAGCAAUUGAUGUUGGUGGUGCUAUGCUACAGCUCCCAAAAAGUAUUUUUGAUACACGUGAAAGUAAAGGCACCAUCAUUGAUAGUGGAACAACAUUGGCGUAUCUACCAGAGGUUGUUCAUAAGGCUAUACUGUCUGAGGUAUUUGCUCAGUAUGUAGAUAUGUCCUUUCAUGAUGUUGAAGAUUUCCUUUGCUUCAAGUAUUCUGGAAGUGUAGAUAAUGGAUUCCCCGUUGUCACCUUUCACUUUGAGGGAGACCUUUCACUCAAUGUUCAGCCACAUGACUAUCUUUUUCAAAAUGGGAACGAUUUGUACUGUAUGGGGUUCCAGAGCGGUGGAUUACAAACCAAGGAUGGGAAAGAUAUGGUGCUUUUGGGAGAUAUAGCAUUUUCAAAUAAACUGGUUCUGUACGAUUUAGAAAAUCAAGUAAUUGGAUGGGACAAUUACAACUGCUCCUCUAGCAUUAAAAUCAAGGAUGACAAGACUGGAUCGGUAUACACUGUGGAUGCACAUGAUAUUUCCUCUGGAUGGAGAUUUCAGUGGCACGAGUCCUUGUUUUCCUUGUUGGUAAUGACUUUGUUGACCUAUCUAAUGUUUUAGCACGACUUUGGGUUCAUGGAACUCUAAGUGCUUGUAACAUUAUUUUUUCUGUUCUUCCGGGGGGAAAAAAAGAAUAGUGGCUAGAUCGUAUACACCUAUAUGGGAAGGCGAGGGGAAAGGAAAUACACCGACCACCAUCUAAGGUUUGGUCAACUGAUUGUCACAUGAAUAAUACUUAUUGAAGUGAUCUGCCAA
This is a messenger RNA of Lolium rigidum, 1864 nucleotides long. RefSeq names its product aspartic proteinase 36-like. The transcript has 10 exons. Gene Ontology annotation, molecular function: aspartic-type endopeptidase activity. Lineage: Eukaryota; Viridiplantae; Streptophyta; Magnoliopsida; Poales; Poaceae. The record is from RefSeq and is a predicted model, not a curated record. Gene Ontology annotation, biological process: proteolysis. The coding region runs from base 197 to 1669 and encodes 490 amino acids.